Tetrahymena thermophila SB210 is the source of this 546-nucleotide messenger RNA. RefSeq lists its product as hypothetical. The transcript has 2 exons. The record is from RefSeq and is a predicted model, not a curated record. Lineage: Eukaryota; Ciliophora; Oligohymenophorea; Hymenostomatida; Tetrahymenidae.
AUGGAAUUGCUUAAAGAUGGUGAAAAGAAAGUUUUACACGAUUAUCAGUAAAGGUUGAAUUAACUGAAUGAAAAGCCAGAAAUAUCCACAAAUAAUAAUAGUUAGGUGCAUGGCUCAAAGAUAGGACCUCUUAAUCGAUAAACUCUAAGCGAAUAUGUUAAUAAUUGCAUUUAAAAAUAGUUGGAAGCCAAAAAAGAUUUUUAGAAGACCUAAGAUAAUUCAUUAUAAUAAUCUUUUGAAAGACCAAACUCAAAAGAAAAAUAGGAUUACAUAAAGAAUGGUAGAUUCAAAGUACCUUCUGUUAACUUAUUUGCAUAAAAUUUCGAAGGCAACCUGCCGAAGAAUGUUGAUUUUGUGAAUAAAUCUUCAAAUGAUAUGUAUGCUUAAGAAUAAAAUAAUUAUGAUCCUCAUCUCAAUAGCAUAUAGAUAUCUCAAUAAUUAAAUUAAUUAAUAUAGAGAGGAGUAUUAACAGAAAAAAAGAGGGAAGAAAAAACAUAACUUUUUGAAAAUGUCAUACAAAACACUAUUUAUUUGACAUUUAUUUGA